CGAAGACAUCGUCUUCGGUUAUGUGAAGAAAACUUUGAGCGGAGUCCUAAGCGAUUCCCGGUACCAUCCAGCACGUAAGGACUGGGCAUAGACGACAAUGAAUCACGAUCGGUUCACUGAGCUUCGGAAAUGUGUAUAUAUGCAUUGACUGUCUCGGUUGUAGUCAGAAGAAAAAGGGGGAAGUGUGCCCCAGGGCUCAAGUAAACGGAGAGAGCUAGUAGUAGUCCGGAUGCUUGCUCUCCGAGACAUCUCUGCCCAAAUCCAACAAAAUAAUACGCGUCGAUAACGUCGCCGAUUCGACCCAGUUCUCGAAGUAUGAUCGAUCUGUGUUCGAAAUUUCAAGACGUCGACCUUUCUGCAAACGGAGAGAACAUCAACCGGCCACCGUUUUCAAAACAAAAUCGAGUUUUCGUGAGGUCAUCUGUGGUCCAUGCCGGUCAACAUGAGAGGGAUCAGAAUUCAGACUGGUGGAAACAAUGUGGUGGGCGAACAAUGAAGACGAACCGCAGAAGAUAUCUAGUGGCUCUGCUUGCGCUCUCGGUGCUCGCGUUGCUGGCAUUGCAAAACUACGACAACCGACGCUGUGCGGAGAAGAGACCUGCGACAGGCUCGAGAGCUCGGUUGCAAUUGCAAUCCAAUGGGUCGGACUGUCAGAGAGUUUGUGGCAACGUCUCGAUCCCCUACCCCUUCGGACUUUCAUCACAAUGCGCCUUCAGUUCCUACUUUGUGCUGGAGUGCAGAACUGACCUGGGAGCAAAUCUCACGUCGGAUGUGCCAGGUCCGUGGCCGGUUCUGACCUCCAUAAGAGCCACAUCCACUCUCGGACAACGUUUCAGGAAUGGCACCAAAACUCAUCGAUUUUUCGAGGUGAAUUUUCUGCCCGUAUCGCAAAUACAGUCAGGAUUCAUUGUCGUAGAUGCGACGGAUAUCAAAGCGAUGGGGUGCAACAUGAAGGUGAAUGCCAGCCUUUCUCUCGACGAGCAAAGCCCUUAUUGGAUUUCUCAGGAUAAUUUCUUCAUCGUCGUAUCUUGUUCGUCUUCAGGAUCGGCUGACGGGGGGUAUUUCAAAACCCAGUGCGGUCCAGUUUCGUGUGUCAACCAGUACGCGAUGCCGUACUGUAAUGUGUAUGACUGUUGCAUACAGACCAUUGGCAAGAACAAGGCGAUGGCAAUGGAUGCGACCGGAGGAAUAUUCCAAGAUUUCACAAAUUGUGGCUACUCCACCGUUUUGUAUCCAGAUUCAUUUGUUGGCGGAGGGGCAGGAGUUGGUGACGGACACUACGGAGUCGCUCUGUCGUUUUCCAUCCCGAGCAACGAUACUGACAGAUGCAAUUCAGUGGAUGCUGAAAACAAUGAAUGCUCCAUAUCUGCAAAAUGCCAUAACCAGCUGGACGGCUACUAUUGUCAGUGCGAGAAGAAGGGCUACGAGGGAGAUGGUUAUAAAAAUGGCACCGGCUGUAAAGAUAUCAACGAGUGUGAGAGGUCGAACAAUUGCUCCAGUAUUGCUACAUGCGUUAACAUUGAUGGGAGCUAUAAGUGUAAAUGCCCUAAAUUCAUGGAAGGCAAUGGUCGAGAUCCCCAGCUGGACGCUCGUGGUAACGAUUGCUCUUGGAUCGACCGGUGUCAGGCUGAGCUCAAUGUCUGCCCCCCAUAUGCUAAGUGCACUUUCGACAGCAGCUCUGGCGAUUUGAAUUGCACGUGCCAAGAUGGGACUUUCGGAGACGGGCACGUCAACGGAACUCGUUGCACGCUCAAAAAGACUUCCAAUUUGCCUAUAAUAAUCGGUGUGAGUGUCGGUAGUGUGGUAGCGUUCAUUAUCAUCAACAGCAUCCUAUUGUGGUAUUUCUAUCGGAGGAAGCGGCGUGCGUUCGAUCCGGCAAUUUUCUCCCAACAAGAGCUGCUGAAUGAGAUCGAGAACAAAGAGGGCGCCAAAAAAUGCAAACUUUUCACCUUCAGCGAGCUUCGAGAGGCAACGAAAGACUUCUCGGUCGAGCUCGGAGCUGGAGGAUUCGGCACCGUAUUCGAAGGAACCCUGCGGGACGGAACCAAGGUGGCCAUCAAGAUGGCCAAACACGGAAUGGGCGAGACACGACACGAGGCGAAACAGUUCGUCAAUGAAAUUGUCAUUCUGUCGCAAUUGAAUCACCGGAAUCUCGUGAACUUGCUGGGAUGCUGCUUGGAGAAACGGGUACCCGUCCUUGUAUACGAAUUCGUCUCUAAUGGCAAUCUGCACGAACACAUCCAAAUGAAACGCCAAACGGAAGCUCAGAGGUCCUCUGAGGCAUUGGUUGACGACACUAGCUACUUUCGUUAUCCACCCCUAAACUGGACUUUACGUUUGAAGAUAGCAAUUGAGACAGCGGAGGCAUUAGCAUAUCUCCACUGGGGAACGUCUCCCCCUGUUUACCAUCGAGAUGUCAAGUGCGCUAAUAUUCUUCUGGAUAACACUUACAACGUUAAAGUCGCUGAUUUUGGUUUGUCGAAACUCGUCCCUCUCGAGGACACAGAUGCAAAUGCGGUCCCAACGGCAAUACAAGGUACUCCUGGCUAUAUGGACCCAGCGCUUUUUGACCAGUACGAGUUAACGGACAAAUCAGAUGUAUACAGUUACGGUGUACUGCUACUCGUCAUUCUUACAGGACAGAGACCAGUGGAUCUUACGAGACAGCCUAGGGAUCAAAAUCUUGUCAACAGAUGUAAUCGUUUGAUGGCUCAGGGUCUUUUCUCAGAGAUGAUUGAUCCAGAAUUAGCAGAGGCUGUUGAGAGUCCAGACACCCUGGAAGCCAUCGAUGCAUUUGCCAAGCUUGCUUUGAAAUGUGCUAGCAGAGAUGGCCAGGAUAGGCCAACCAUGAAAGAAGUGGUGUCGGAGUUACAGAAUAUUCAAGGAAGGAGAAAGUUGAGGAACUCAAUUUCACAAAGGCUCAAGAGCCUGACGAAGAUGGUGACCUUUCAUCGAGAGUACUCUUUGGUUCCCCUUGGUGAUGGACAAUCGAGCAACUCCAACUCUAUAUCGACCCCAAGCUCCACCCUAGUCCUGCCAUGGUCAGAUUCAGAAAGUUCUCAUCUGUCUUCAAGUGGACUCAGUGAGUUUGAACUUUCAAGGCAAGGAAGCAAAUCUUCCACUAAAUAUCCUUGACUUUGGAAACAUCUUGUACCAAUAGCGACUUGAACCUUUUCUAGAUAUGCUUCAAAUAAGAGGGCAUUUCAUGAUCUGGGGUAUCCACAAUCAUUCGAUCAGAGUGAUUAUCGGUUGCUGGAUGCUUUUUUCGGGCCUGCAGCUCCAGUUUUUUGGGUGUCUUGCUUUGGUAUUCAUCCUUUCCUAGAGUGUGGAAAAAAAACUUUAUCCAGUCUUCGAAAAGUUAGGCAUGGGAUGGGAAAGCACCUUCGGUUGCAAAUUAGAAAGUCCCAACUGUAAAUACAUUUGUUUCCGGAUCAGAAUUUCGUGUAAAUACGAGUGAUCGAUGUGAAUUUGGCUUGGGCUCUUUCAUCGAUUUUGUAGAACUAUAUUAGCGACCUUGUAACACCAGCGGUUAGUAGAAGCAGAUCAGGGUAUUAGCAAAGUGAGAUAUAGGGUUAGAGUAAAACAGGUUGGAGUCUAGCAAAACUUGUCACAGUUUUGGUUUGAUAACUGAGUAUCCAUCACACUACAUACUCGUAGGAUAGAAGGCAAUUGUUUUGACAC
This is a messenger RNA of Marchantia polymorpha subsp. ruderalis, 3681 nucleotides long. NCBI's taxonomy places the organism in Eukaryota, Viridiplantae, Streptophyta, Marchantiopsida, Marchantiales, Marchantiaceae. The record is from the annotation of a GenBank genome assembly.